AGCAAGAGGCCGGCUUGUGUGAGAUCAUCUCAUAAAUGAUACUAAAAUGAAUCAAAUGUGCAGAGUACACCAACCUGGCUUUUUGUAAUAAUAAAACGUAUUGUCACUUUUUAUAUAAUUUAAUUUAGCAACAAACCCCAUUGUAUAAGUAUAUUAUAGCCAUUGGCAGAUUCCUGUCCUCUAAUUAUGGUAAUCCGCACUGGCAUCGUAUCUUUGCACUUGACCGCCUGGCUCCUGAUGCUGCUCUGCUCACAUCCAGCUACAGCCAUUAAAGACUCCUGCCAGACCUGUAAAAAGUUGGUGGACAGGUUCAACAAGGGAUUAGAAGAUACAGCAAAUAAAAAUUUUGGAGGUGGGAAUACUGCUUGGGAAGAAAAAACAUUAUCAAAAUAUGAAUCCAGUGAAAUACGUCUGGUAGAAAUUAUCGAAAACCUUUGUGACAGCAGUGAUUUUGAAUGCAACCACAUGGUGGAAGAGCAUGAAGAACAAAUUGAAAAAUGGUGGUUCAAAAUGAAGAAGAAGUAUCCAGAAUUACUGAAGUGGUUUUGUAUAGAAACUAUUAAAGUGUGUUGUCCUCCUGGAACAUAUGGACCAGACUGUUUAGCCUGUUUGGGUGGAUCAGAAAGGCCUUGUCACGGGAACGGUUUUUGCAGUGGAGAUGGUACAAGAGAAGGAGAUGGAUCGUGUCGAUGUAAUGCUGAAUAUACUGGGACCUUUUGCUUAGAAUGCGCAGAUGGAUACUACAGUUCAGAGAGAAAUGAUACACAUUCUGUAUGUACAGAGUGCCAUGCAGCGUGUAAGACAUGUGAAGGACCAUCUAAUGAAGACUGCAAGGACUGCAAGGAUGGAUGGGUAAAGGAAGAAGAUACCUGUGUAGACAUCAACGAAUGUGCUGCAGAAGAAUCUCCUUGUAAAGAGAACAAGUAUUGUUUAAAUACUGAAGGAUCUUACUCGUGCAAAGCAUGUGAUCAUAGUUGCUCAGGCUGUAAUGGGGAAGGUCCUGAGAACUGUAAAACUUGUUCUUCAGGAUAUGUAUUAGAAGAUGGAAAAUGUACAGAUAUAAAUGAGUGCAGUAACGCUGAAAAAGUAUGUUUGCAAGAUAAUGAAGAGUGUACUAACACCCCAGGCAGCUACAGAUGUACUUGUGUAGAAGGUUUUGAAGAGAAGGAUGGUCAAUGUGUAGAGAUUUUAAAGACAGCCAACGAAGAUGAUGAAGAAACCGAAACAUCAUCAAGCCCCGAUAAUGAUUCAGUAAAUAUCCAUGAGGAUCUCUGAUACAACCCAAUUUAUUAAUUAAAUACCUUAAGUUAUUUCACACGUAAAACAAGAUACUGUGGUCCUGUAUGUUUUUUUUUUAUAAUUAAUCAAAUUUGCCAACAUGUGAGACAUUCAUCUGGUAUUAGGAAUCAGAGGUUGAAUUUGCCCUGAAAGCUGCAUUAUUUCUUAAAAAUAAUAAUAAAAAAAAAGUUGUAUAUUUU
Molecule: messenger RNA, 1478 nt
Organism: Bombina bombina (fire-bellied toad)
Lineage: Eukaryota; Metazoa; Chordata; Amphibia; Anura; Bombinatoridae
Gene: CRELD2
Product: cysteine rich with EGF like domains 2
Exons: 10
Coding region: 187-1275 (362 amino acids)
Molecular function (GO): calcium ion binding
Source: RefSeq, a predicted model, not a curated record